Messenger RNA from Eimeria mitis, 384 nucleotides. RefSeq lists its product as uncharacterized. The record is from RefSeq and is a predicted model, not a curated record. The transcript is spliced from 2 exons. Bases 1 to 384 code for a protein of 127 amino acids. Lineage: Eukaryota; Apicomplexa; Conoidasida; Eucoccidiorida; Eimeriidae.
AUGGAGGAGGAUACGCUAGAGGGGCCCCUUGGGGGCCCCCCUGAUGAGGGGGGGCCCCCUGAUGAGGGGGGCCCCCUGGGGGGCCCCCCCCUUGACGAGGGUCCCCAUGGGGGGCCCCCCGGGGGCCCCCAUCUUGAUGAGGGGCCCCCUGGGGGCCCCCUGACGCUGCCUGUAUGGGGUGAAGGGGCGCAGGUGCUGCAGAUGGUUCCUGCUGCAGCAGCAGCAGCAGAGGGGGCCCCCUGCUGCCCUUCUGCUGCAGUGUUUGACUUGAGGGGAGGAGGUAGGCUUGCUGCAGCAGUAAAACAGCAGCAGCAGCAACAGCAGCAGCAGCAGCAGCAGCAGCAAGAGCAGCAACAGCAGAUGGAUAAAGGAGAUAGUCAAUAG